AUGCCUGGCCUGAGGAUGGGUAAAAUCGUGAGCAUGGCCCUGUGGGAUGUCUUCCUCAAGGAGCGUACUCUGGAAGAAUACCUGAGCCUGGGCGCCGUGUGGCUCCAGGACGAGGAGAGAGCCAGGGCCGACGAGUUGACCAACCCUCUCAGUGAAGCCAAAGAGAGGAUAUGGGGAGGCCGAAAAUACGGACUCGAUAUGGCCGAGUUGGCUGAGUUUCCCGUCUAUCUGGAGUCGUCCGAGGAGGGUUUCGGUCUUUACAAACGGUUGGGUUUCGAGAUGCUCAAUGAGAAGAUUGUACAUCGCGCAGGGCUGCUUUGCGCCGAAAAGGACGUUGAACUCCCUCUGAUAGUGAAGAUACCGCGGGACUGGAAUGGCGUGCUCAAGGAUAUCCGCCUUUCAAGUGAGCGAGCGCAUGGCUGA
Messenger RNA from Colletotrichum graminicola M1.001, 423 nucleotides. RefSeq lists its product as uncharacterized. The record is from RefSeq and is a predicted model, not a curated record. The transcript is spliced from 2 exons. NCBI's taxonomy places the organism in Eukaryota, Fungi, Ascomycota, Sordariomycetes, Glomerellales, Glomerellaceae. Bases 1 to 423 code for a protein of 140 amino acids.